Molecule: messenger RNA, 1407 nt
Organism: Pseudomyrmex gracilis
Lineage: Eukaryota; Metazoa; Arthropoda; Insecta; Hymenoptera; Formicidae
Product: mitochondrial ornithine transporter 1
Exons: 6
Coding region: 222-1208 (328 amino acids)
Biological process (GO): mitochondrial L-ornithine transmembrane transport
Molecular function (GO): L-ornithine transmembrane transporter activity
Source: RefSeq, a predicted model, not a curated record
UAUAUGUAUUAAAGUCACUUCUCUCGCUUCUCUAGUUUCUUCGUCUUCUGUAAUAUCGAGCUUAUAUUGCUCCACUCUCCUUAUAUACGGUCCUGUAAGCGCGCGACGCGUCAGUCUUCGCUCAUUUGUUGGCGCAAAUCGGCGCAGCGAGCACGUUGCAUAUACGAUAGCUCUCAUAGAUAAAAUUUUUAUAUAUAAUAGCAAAGAAAAAUCUCCUCGUGAUGACAACGGAAAGUGUCGCCGGGCCGAUCGGAACGGACAUGCACCACGUGCCGAAGGAAAACUAUAUGAAAUCUAUAGCUAUGCCGGGAAAUAUCAAAGCUGGAGUGAUCGAUUUCGUGGCCGGUUCACUUGGCGGUGUAGCCCUCGUAUACGUGGGCCAGCCGCUGGACACCGUGAAAGUGAAGAUGCAAACGUUUCCGUCCUUGUAUAAAGGCAUGGUCAAUUGUUUUCUGCGUACUUUAAGAACAGACGGUAUAGCAAGGGGUUUGUACGCCGGAACGAUCCCGGCAGUAGUCGCUAACGUUGCGGAGAAUUCGGUGCUGUUCGCAGCUUACGGUGGAGGCCAAAAAGCAAUCGCUCAUUUAUCAGGAGUGCAGAAUGUGAAGGAGUUAAGUUCCUUCAGUAACGCCUGUGCCGGUUUUUUUGCCGCGUUCUUUUCCUCGCUUACAUUAUGCCCGACCGAAUUGAUAAAAUGCAAGUUACAGGCGAUGAGAGAAGUCGAACAAACUCAAACAACUAAAACAGUCAAAUCCGUGAAAUCUCGCAUAGGACCAUGGGAUUUGACGAGACAAAUUUUGAGGGAACAGGGAAUACGAGGCCUCUUCGCAGGUCUUUCGUCGACGAUAGCUCGCGAAAUGCCAGGCUACUUCUUCUUCUUCGGCGGUUACGAAGCCACGAGGGAAUUGCUGGCAACGAAGGAUCAAAGCAGAGACGAUAUCGGCUGGCAGAAGACGAUGGUGGCCGGCGCGGUUGGCGGUGCGAUGCUCUGGCUAGCGAUAUUUCCCGCGGACGUUGUUAAAAGUAGAAUACAAGUACAAAAUUUGAAAACACCUGCUUUACUGGUGUUCAAAAAUAUUGUGAGACAAGAAGGAGUCGGCGCGCUAUACAACGGACUGAUGCCAACUCUAAUAAGAACAAUACCAGCGACCGCGACUCUAUUCGUCACAGUGGAAUAUACGAAGAAAUUUAUGUACGAGUAUUUUUGAAUGAUAAGUCGUAUUCCUGCGGAUUCUUUUUUGUACUUAUAUUGUGUAUACAACGCAAACCUGAUAUUUAUUCUGCAAGAGAGCAUCAAAAAGUUUAGUUCAAUUGAAAUAGUGAAAAAAAACUGUCAUAUGUGUAAACCAUACCUCAUGAUUCCAAAUAUAAAUAACAGAAUAAUAUGCAAAAUAUAUGCUUUGACAA